Pediculus humanus corporis (human body louse) is the source of this 645-nucleotide messenger RNA. RefSeq names its product Activator of basal transcription, putative. The record is from RefSeq and is a predicted model, not a curated record. NCBI's taxonomy places the organism in Eukaryota, Metazoa, Arthropoda, Insecta, Psocodea, Pediculidae. Gene Ontology annotation, molecular function: RNA binding. The transcript is spliced from 2 exons. The coding region runs from base 1 to 645 and encodes 214 amino acids. Gene Ontology annotation, biological process: endonucleolytic cleavage in ITS1 to separate SSU-rRNA from 5.8S rRNA and LSU-rRNA from tricistronic rRNA transcript (SSU-rRNA, 5.8S rRNA, LSU-rRNA); endonucleolytic cleavage to generate mature 5'-end of SSU-rRNA from (SSU-rRNA, 5.8S rRNA, LSU-rRNA); endonucleolytic cleavage in 5'-ETS of tricistronic rRNA transcript (SSU-rRNA, 5.8S rRNA, LSU-rRNA). Gene Ontology annotation, cellular component: nucleolus.
AUGGAUGAACACGACGAAAACGAGGUUUUAUCCGAUGAUAAUAAUUUAAAUGUUAAAGAAAAAAAGAAAAAACCUGGUAUUGUAUAUUUAGGAACUUUACCUCCUUUUAUGAACGUUACAAAAGUAAAAGAUUUAUUUUCAAAAUAUGGCGAAUUAGGAAGAAUUUUUUUACAACCUGCCGAAACUAAGACAGGUAAAACUAAAAAAAGUAAAAAACCUCCUCUACAUUUUUCCGAAGGUUGGAUAGAAUUUAAAAGUAAAAAAGUAGCUAAAAUGGUGUGCCACUCAUUAAAUAAUACACAAAUAGGUGGGAAAAAAAGUUCGAAAUUUUAUGAUUACAUGUGGAAUAUAAAAUAUUUACCUAGAUUUAAAUGGAUUCAUUUGAGUGAAAGGUUAGCUUAUGAAAGAGCUGUACAUAGGCAGAAAAUGAGAGCGGAAAUUGCACAGGCUAAAAAAGAAGCUAAUUUCUUUGCUAAAACUAUCGAAAGAAAUAAAAAACUUAAAAAAUUAAAUGGAAAUAGUGAUCGUGUUAAUAAUUAUAAACAAAGACAGACUGAAAAUGAAAUAUUAUCGAGUAAAGAUCCGGAUAAAAGUAAUAAUAAUGAUAGGAAGGAAUUUUUAAAAUCGCUUUUUAAUAAUUCCUGA